CACAGCAGUACAGUAUCCAAACUAUGGCCCUAGCUCAGUUCCCCUUUGAGUCAUCCAAUCAGCUCGCUCCAGGUGUGCCUCCGUGUCUCAUGGGUCUGUAUUUAUGUCCCUCUUUUUCCAUUCCCUCACUCUCCAACCUUUGUCACAUGUUACUUUUUGUCCUGAUGGCGAAACUCUUGGUUUUCAUGCUGAUGCUUGCAUCAUGUUGCGCAAAAGUCAGCGUCCUUGUUGUCUGUGUAGAUCUUUCUGGCAAAGUUCUUGUCUUCCCAAGAGAGACUUCCACUGAUCACGUGAAACUGAUGACACCCAAAACAUCAUUUAAUGCAGUGACCGUCUGUUUCAGAUUCCUCACAGAUCUCACCAGGAACUAUGUCCUCUUCUCCCUGGCCACACCAGCAGUUAAGAAUGACUUUGUGAUCUUCAAGGCAAACUCUGACGUCAUGAGGGUUCAUGUGCGGAAUGGCGGCACGGACUUCCUGUCUCUGUCGUUUCCUCCCAAUUUCUGGCACACCUUGUGUUCCACGUGGAACUCUGCAAAUGGCAUCAGUCAGCUUUGGGUGGACGGCAAACCCACCAUCAAGAGAUUUAUCCACUCGGGACAGCCUAUUAGUGGCAUCCCCAUCACCAUCCUGGGCCAGGAGCAGGACACUUACGGGGGAGGCUUUGACGCCUCUCAGUCCUUCAUCGGCAUGAUCUCUCGACUUCACAUGUGGGACUAUGUACUCUCUCCUAGUGAGAUCAGACUCUAUGAGGAGGAGUCAAACUUUACCCCUGGAAAUGUAUUCAACUGGAGAGCUCUUGACUUUGAAAUUAUUGGAAACAUUUUGGUGGACAAUGAAGUCCUAUAGAAGCAGACAAUCAUUAAAUCCUCAAGCUGGAUUUUUGUGACACAGAUUUAAGCAUAACACUAAAUGUCUGCUUUGGUUGCCUGUCUCCCCCCCACUGAAAUGCUGUGGGGUUUCUUUAUGGAAUAAAAAAACUUGUUCAAUUG
Syngnathoides biaculeatus (alligator pipefish) is the source of this 991-nucleotide messenger RNA. Its product is annotated as serum amyloid P-component-like. The record is from RefSeq and is a predicted model, not a curated record. NCBI's taxonomy places the organism in Eukaryota, Metazoa, Chordata, Actinopteri, Syngnathiformes, Syngnathidae. The transcript has 5 exons. The coding region runs from base 24 to 848 and encodes 274 amino acids.